This is a messenger RNA of Carassius gibelio (silver crucian carp), 3644 nucleotides long. RefSeq names its product scavenger receptor cysteine-rich type 1 protein M130-like. The transcript has 14 exons. Gene Ontology annotation, cellular component: membrane. The record is from RefSeq and is a predicted model, not a curated record. NCBI's taxonomy places the organism in Eukaryota, Metazoa, Chordata, Actinopteri, Cypriniformes, Cyprinidae. The coding region runs from base 115 to 3618 and encodes 1167 amino acids.
ACUUAUAUAUAAAAUGUGUCUUGAGAAGGAGGAGGAGUUCAUCAACACUUACUAUUUUGAUAUAUAUGGAGAAAAUCAGAAAAGCGUCCUCUGAUUUGUCACUGAAGUUGUUUGAUGAUUUCCUCUGUUGUGUCUAAUAAGGUAAUAGCGAGUGUGAUUGGAGGGUGUUGGGCCUCUUUCUCUCUCAUUAAGGGGGCUGAGAGGAUGCCUGUACUUCUGUAUCAUCAGAGCGGAGAAGCUUGUACACUGGGUGUUGAGUUAAUCAUGCUGAGGAUGAGGAUGAUGGGGAGAUGCCUGACACUCAUUUUACUGUCUGUAGAUGUAAUACACACUACAGCUGCUUAUGUGAAUGUGAGGUUGGUUGGUGGUCACAGUCACUGUGCUGGUACAGUGGAGGUUCUUCACAGAGGUCAGUGGGGAACAGUGUGUGAUGAUUUCUGGGAUCUUAAAGAUGCUGCAGUGGUGUGUAGAGAGCUGGACUGUGGAGAACCUGUAGAUGCUCUGUAUAAUGCUCAUUUUGGACCAGGAUCAGGACCAGUCUGGAUGAGUUAUGUCAUGUGUACUGGAUCAGAAUCUACACUGAAGAACUGUGGUUCAUUGGGAUGGGAUAAACACAACUGUGAUCAUUCUAAAGUUGCUGGGGUCAUCUGCUCAGAAGUCAGGCUGGUUGGAGGAUCUCGCUGCUCUGGGAGGUUAGAGAUACUUCAUAAUCAGACGUGGAUGUCAGUGUGUGACGCUGUCUUUGACCAGCAGGAUGCAGAGGUUGUGUGUAGAGAGCUGGACUGUGGGGCUCCUGUACAGGUGCUGGGAGCAGCUGCUUUUGACAAAGGUGACGCUCAGAUGUGGACACAAGAGAUUCAGUGCAGAGGAAAUGAAUCUCAGAUUCACCUCUGUCCAACAUCACCAUCACAUGAAAACAACUGUUCACGUGACCACAACAUCGGUUUGCUGUGUGCUGACAAAAGAAAUGUGAGAUUGGUAAAUGGUUCCAGUCGCUGUGCUGGUAGAGUGGAGGUUCUUCACAGAGGUCAGUGGGGAACAGUGUGUGGUUAUGGCUGGGAUUUGGCUGAUGCUGCAGUGGUGUGUAGAGAGCUGGACUGUGGAGAACCUGUAGAUGCUGUGGGUGAUGCUCAUUUUGGGCUUGGUUCAGGACCCAUCUUAAUAAAAAAUGCAAUGUGUAAUGGAUCAGAGUCUACUCUUAAGAAAUGUGGAUCCAUGCAAUCAAGUGUUCAUGAUGAGUGUCUUGAUAAGAGUGCUCAAGUUAUUUGUUCAGAAGUCAGACUGGUUGGAGGUUCUCGCUGCUCUGGGAGGUUGGAGAUACUUCAUGAUCAGACGUGGAUGUCAGUGUGUGACGCUGUCUUUGACCAGCAGGAUGCAGAGGUUGUGUGUAGAGAGCUGGACUGUGGGGCUCCUGUACAGGUGCUGGGAGCAGCUGCUUUUGACAAAGGAGACGCUCAGAUGUGGACACAAGAGAUUCAGUGUAGAGGAAAUGAAUCUCAGAUUCACCUCUGUCCAAAAUCACCAUCAUAUGAAAACAAUUGUUCUCAUGAAAAUAAUAUUGGACUUGUGUGUGCAGAAAAUAUGAAAGUAAGGUUGGUUGGUGGUAACAAUUCAUGUGCUGGUAGAGUAGAAGUUCUUCAUAGAGGUCAAUUGGAGGUUUCUUAUGGGAACACAUGGUACACAGUGUGUGACGCUGCUUUUGACCAGCAGAAUGCAGAGGUUGUGUGUAGAGAGCUGGACUGUGGGGCUCCGGUACAGGUGCUGGGAGCAGCUGCUUUGGACAAAGGAGACACUCAGAUGUGGACACAAGAGAUUCAGUGCAGAGGAAAUGAAUCUCAGAUUCACAUCUGUCCUAGUUCAACCUCACACAAACACAACUGUUCACAUGACAAUGACCAGAAACUUAUGUGUGCUGGUUACACAGAUCUCAGACUGGUAAACGGCUCAGACUCUUGUUCUGGAAGAGUUGAGCUUAAGUUCAUUACUUGGUGGAGCACAAUGUAUUCCUCACUGGCUCUUCAUGAUGGUCUGGUGCGGUUGUCUGGAGAGAGACAGUGUGAGGGGGAGCUGGAAGUUUUCCUCCAUCGGGUCUGGAGGAGAGUUCUGCUGGACUCCUGGAGUCUCACUGAAUCCUCUGUAGUCUGCAGACAGCUGGACUGUGGCUCUGUGCUGAACUUCUACAGCUCCUCUUCAUCCAGUCCUGAACACAGUCAUGAGUGUGUGACGGGCUUCCAGUGCUCUGGGAGUGAAGCUCAUCUGGGGAACUGCAGCUCUCCACAAACUCUCAACUGCAGCUCCACACAACAGCUGUACAUCACCUGCCUUGGUGAGAAGAACAACAUCUGGUCCAUCAGGCUGGUGGGUUCUGGGGGAGACUGUGCAGGGAGGCUGGAGGUUUUUCACAGCGGCUCAUGGGGAACAGUGUGUGAUGACUCCUGGGAUAUUAAAGAUGCCCAUGUGGUGUGCAGACAGCUGCAGUGUGGAGUGGCCCUCAGUAACCAGCAGGUACCAGCCUGGUUUGGUCCUGGUUCUGGACACAUAUGGCUGGAUGAGGUGGAGUGUGAGGGGAAUGAGACGUCCCUGUGGAGCUGCUCUUCUUCAGGCUGGGGAAAACAUGACUGUAAUCACAAGGAGGAUGUUGGAGUCGUGUGCUCAGAGUUUAAAGAGGUCAGGUUAACUGAGGGCUGUGAAGGGAAUGUGGAGGUUUUCUACAAUGGAUCCUGGGGUAAUGUGUGCUGGAACCAGAUGGACAGAGACACAGUGAGUCUGAUCUGUCAAGAGCUGAACUGUGGAAGAUCUGGUCUUUUGUCUGCUUCUACACCAAGACUGAAAUCAGCUCCUAACUGGCUGGAUAAAGUAACAUGUCGACCACAUGAUUCAAGUCUGUGGCACUGUCCAUCUUUAGCCUGGGGACAGAAUGACUGCAAAGGGGAUGAAGUGGCCACAAUCACCUGUUCAGAACAGAAAAGUCAUGUGUCCCCUCAAAGCUAUCUGACUUGGUCCACAUUUCCCCACCAGAGACAGAGUUCAGAACGCCUAGCUGUCAGACUGAGUGGAGGUAAGGGCCUGUGCUCUGGGAGGCUGGAGGUGUAUCAUAACGCUGUGUGGGGCUCAGUCUGUGAUGAUCAGUGGGACAUCAGCGAUGCUCAGGUGGUCUGCAGGCAGCUGGGUUGUGGAGCAGCACUGAGGGCUGAUGGGAAUUCAGUCUUUGGUGCUGGUGAAGGUGUUGUGUGGAUGAACAGAGUCGAGUGCAGAGGGAAUGAGAUUCACCUGUGGGACUGUCCUCUCUCCCUGAAAAACCACACUGACUGCUCCAAGAAAGAGCACGCUGGACUCACUUGUGCAGAUUUGCCAGAUUUGUCAGUGUCCUCUUCUCCUGCCACAGCAACAUCAGUUUCUCCUCCGGUUUCUCCUCCAGUGCGCUCAACAUCAGUCUCUCCUCCACAAACUCUCUCCGUCCCCCCAGUGCUUGUGAUUGUUCUGGGAGUUGUGCUCUUACUGCUCUUAGUGCCACUGCUUAUACUGAUUCAGCAGAACAGAGUGAUGAGGAGAGGUAGGAGAGAUCCAGAGACUGUCAUAUUGUGUCUUAUUCAGUGUGUGAUCAGUCAUGUGUUGUGAACUGACAGCAGGUUUGUCUGUCUACA